AUGGCAAUUUUCAUUGAUACAAAAUCUGUGCAGAAAGCUGUGACAGAUUCGUGUCAUUUUGUACCUUGUGAAAUUGAUUUUAACGGCGAGGCGAAAGUUGAAGAUUUCUUUUGUAAGACCAUCACGCCAAGCGCCACUGAUGGUGAUGACAUGACAGCAUUUUUCCGAGGCAGGCCGCUAAAUGGAUCAGAAAUUACACUGCCAGAUGGAUAUACAGGCCUGGUGCUGAGAGAGCCACAUAAAAGAUCCACAGAGGAUGAGGAUCGAACCCUGACUGCAACACACAAGUUUAACAACUUUACCUACUGGAACCUCGACAAGCAGACCACACCAGAUGAUUUGAUACAAAAAGCUUUGCAGUGGGUGGAUAUAUCCUCUGCUCUCCAUAAGCCUGUCUCAUUGGAAUCAAGUCCGGAGAGCAGUCAGGGCAGUGUCAAGGGGCAGUGA
Candidula unifasciata is the source of this 447-nucleotide messenger RNA. The record is from the annotation of a GenBank genome assembly. Lineage: Eukaryota; Metazoa; Mollusca; Gastropoda; Stylommatophora; Geomitridae.